AUGGCAGACCACCGCGCCAAUAUCCAGCGGCUCCAAGACUUGGGCAUCCUCGCCCGACAGGGCCAGCCGCCACAGCCUGGUGUUACCAUCCCAGACCGCUACAGGCCCGACUCUAUCAGCGAGGAACUCGCCUCACAGCUCGUGCGCCUGAGCAGCAGCAUGGAGGCUGCACGGCGCCCGCUCAACACUCUCUGGGCGCGCGACGGCGUUCUCGAGUGGCCCAUGCGCAACCAGCACGUCUUUUCCCGAGUUCAUAGGGACCAUAUCCGGCCUCAGGUCGUCCAGUACGCCAACUCGAAGCUCGACUGCGAGGUCGGCGCUAGGAACGACGGCAAUGUCGUUAUGCCCGCCAAGAAGUUCUGGGCCCUCGUGGUACUCGAGAUCAUCCUUUCGGCCUUCUACGCCCUCUUCUACGACAACUGA
This is a messenger RNA of Diaporthe batatas, 423 nucleotides long. RefSeq lists its product as uncharacterized. The coding region runs from base 1 to 423 and encodes 140 amino acids. The transcript has a single exon. Lineage: Eukaryota; Fungi; Ascomycota; Sordariomycetes; Diaporthales; Diaporthaceae. The record is from RefSeq and is a predicted model, not a curated record.